Molecule: messenger RNA, 1516 nt
Organism: Artibeus jamaicensis (Jamaican fruit-eating bat)
Lineage: Eukaryota; Metazoa; Chordata; Mammalia; Chiroptera; Phyllostomidae
Gene: CUNH6orf118
Product: chromosome unknown C6orf118 homolog
Exons: 10
Coding region: 1-1434 (477 amino acids)
Source: RefSeq, a predicted model, not a curated record
AUGGCUGAGGACUCGGAGCCAGACUUUUACCUGCGGUGGAAGCACUGUGAAGCCCCGGGAGUGAGGACCCUGUGCAACCUCACGAAGCUCCUGAACAGACUCGAGAAGAGCCACCGGGAUGACAUCCUGCUCUACACCUCCGGACACCUGAACCCCAACAAGCUGUACAGGCCCCCCGAGGCCAUCCUCCGCCACUGGCGCAACGCCCACAGCCCGGAGGGCCGGCGGGCCCGCAGGGCGGAAAGGCCGUCCGACGAGACGGUGGCCAAGAUGAAGGGCGCUUGGGCCUAUUUUACCAUCAACACGGCUCUGGGUCCGAGCGAUGGCCCCGGCACACCCCUCUUCAGGUACCUGAACCCCCCGGCCGGCGUUUUGCACGCUUCCCAAGAGGACGUCCUUCCAAAGCUGACACUGGCGGAGGAGGGCGUCACACCGCGAAGGAGAGAAGAGCUGCGGUGGCCGGAGAUGAAAAUCCUGAAGCCCCAGGCGGUGCGGUCCAGCCGUGAGUGUGUGAUGUCUCCCCGGGGCAAGGACAAGUACUGGUACCUCAGCUCCUACUUGGCCGGCCUGACCAAAGCAGACAAGUACAGGAAGUUCUUGCAUUUCCAAAGGAAAGUGCUUGCCACGCAAGAUUGCCUGGUGACCGAUUUCACUGGGCACAGGGCAGCGACGUGCCAUGAGAGGAAGUUGGAACAGGAGCUGCAGAGAGUGUGCCCCUGCCACCCUGACAACAAACUCCAGGUCCUCAGCGGAGUCUUUGAAGACAUCUGCAAGAGUUCUUUGAUAUUUGGGGACCUCUUGAAGGAGAUUAAGGGCGAGUACGAGCUCUACAUGGCUAUACUCCUGAGCACUCGGCCCGCGGAGCGGCACCAGGCGCUGCUGGCUCAGGCCAAGGGGCUGGAGAGGAGGCCGGUGAAGACCUCGGACGUCCAGCAGGCCCAGGAGCAGCUGAGGGCGCUCGUGACAGCCACCAAGGCGGCCCUGGAGCACAAUGACAAACUCCGGAGCGAGCUGGAGGCGGAGCGCGGGCUGCUGCCCCCCACCACGGAGAGCGCGGAAUCGCAUGAGAAAAAUGUGGGGAAGGAGGAGCCCCUUACUCUGAUUGACAAAGUCGAAAGGAAGAGGUGUGAAAUACUGCAGAAACUGGAUGAAAUUCAAGCUCUUGAAACAGAAAUUAAAACCACUUUGGUUCACACUGGAAUCUUACAUAUCACCGAGAACAGGAUUAAAAGCAUAGAGACCGACGCUAUAAAAAUGGAAAAAACAAACAAUAUUUUAAUGAGGAAAAUAAAUGUUGUCGAGUGCCAGGUGAGGCAGUGCCUGGGGAAGAACGUCCGUGGGGAGGAGCAGGGGACCAUUUGGGAAUUUAUUGAAGAAUAUGUGAAACUAAAGGAAACAGAUGACAACUCAAGUGGCUGGAAAAACGACCUGUGACCAUUCAGAAGUCCCAUGUGUGUGGCGCGGACGGUUCGGAUACAUAAAUUCACGGAGAUAUACCUCGUGUUGUCGCUCUUGA